Cynara cardunculus var. scolymus (artichoke) is the source of this 756-nucleotide messenger RNA. RefSeq names its product acyl carrier protein 4, chloroplastic. Gene Ontology annotation, biological process: fatty acid biosynthetic process. NCBI's taxonomy places the organism in Eukaryota, Viridiplantae, Streptophyta, Magnoliopsida, Asterales, Asteraceae. The coding region runs from base 138 to 551 and encodes 137 amino acids. The record is from RefSeq and is a predicted model, not a curated record. The transcript is spliced from 4 exons. Gene Ontology annotation, molecular function: phosphopantetheine binding; acyl carrier activity.
UUAAAUUUCCCACUCGACCAGUACGGCGUCGUAACGUCACAGAAUCCUUUCAAACACCCAGCCUUGGUUUUAUUAUUCUCACACAAAUUCUCCAACAAAAUUCUCUUCUUCUUCUUCUUCAACCAGACGCACCCCAAAUGGCUGCUGUUCCAGUGACUUGUGUUAGGUUGACGACUUCCAUGCACAACAACCAGAUAGUUCGGAAAAACUCGACGUUCAUGAUAGUUCCCAUGGGUCGGAUCGAACGUGGUUUCCCUUGCUUGAGAUCGUCACGCUUUCAAAUCGCCUGCGCGGCAAAGCCGGAGACAGUGACCAAAGUUUGUGAAAUUGUUAAGACUCAGUUAGCAUUGUCUGCCGACUCUGAGGUUGCACCCGACUCUAAAUUUUCCGCCCUUGGUGCCGAUUCGCUCGACACGGUCGAAAUAGUGAUGACAUUAGAAGAAGAAUUUGGCAUCAGUGUCGAAGAAGAGAACUCUCAAAACAUUACCACUGUUCAAGAAGCAGCUGAUCUUAUCGAAAAACUCGUUGAGAAGAAAAAUGAAACGGCAUAAAUUUUUGUCACGUUUUUAUAAGUCUUUUCAAAUAGUAAACGAUUGUUUGAUUAGAUAUUUGUUUGAAAAUGAGAAAAGAAAACUAAGUACGAUUAAUUAUUUGGAACAUAUCAAGAUCAGUUACAUGAGUUUUCAGAUCUUUUAGAACGUUUUUGAUCGUUCCAUCUUUUAUUUAUGUUUCAGAAUAGACGAGAAUUAAUUAGUA